Messenger RNA from Lucilia sericata (common green bottle fly), 3391 nucleotides. It is a transcript of the gene foxo, whose product is annotated as forkhead box protein O. The transcript is spliced from 11 exons. Gene Ontology annotation, biological process: regulation of transcription by RNA polymerase II. Gene Ontology annotation, cellular component: nucleus. Bases 756 to 2648 code for a protein of 630 amino acids. Gene Ontology annotation, molecular function: DNA-binding transcription factor activity, RNA polymerase II-specific; RNA polymerase II cis-regulatory region sequence-specific DNA binding. The record is from RefSeq and is a predicted model, not a curated record. NCBI's taxonomy places the organism in Eukaryota, Metazoa, Arthropoda, Insecta, Diptera, Calliphoridae.
AUCAGUUGUCAGUUCGCAUCCAACUUGUAAGCAGGUAGAGACCGUAUAUAAUGUUUUAAGCUUAAAAGCCACGAGGUCGUUUGUUACUCAAAAAAAAUUUUUUUACAAAAAUCUGGAUUAAUUCAACUACAAAAAUUAAACGGUUUAUAAACAAAUAUUACGAAAUAUUUUUCAAAUUGGAAUUGUUUUUCUUUUAAUUUGGUUUAUAAAAUAAUUUAUAAAUAAAGUAUUUUAUAUACUUUUGACUAAAUAAAGUGCUAUAGUUGAUGAUAAUUAUUUGAUGAAUUAUUUAAAUUUAAAAAAUAAUAUAGAAAAAAGUAAAAGAAAAUUAAAAAAAAAAAAACAAAUCAAAAAUAUUAAGAUCAAUAACAUCAUCAUAUUUAUUAUUUGAAUCAAUCAACAGUGGUAGUGGUUUUAUUGUAGUGUUCCCCCCAAAAUCAAAUAAAAAAAAGUAAUAAUUAAAUAAAUAAAAUAAAAACAGAAAUAUCAACUAAUAAAACGAGAGUGAAAGAAAAUUGAAAAGAGAAAAUACAGCAGCAGGCGUUUAUUGAAUUUUUAUUAUAAUUUAAAGAAAUACUUUUUUAAAACGGUGCGAUUAGAAAAUAUCGUUUAUUUGUAAAUAGAUCGGAGAACUAGAGUGGAAAAAAACCUAACUACAACUACAAUUGAUUGAACAUAAAACUUUUUUUUUCUCAAAAAACGUUUUAAUAAAAAGCGCAAAACUGCAACUAUUAAACGAUCCAUACGCCAUUAUAAUGGACGGCUUUGCCCAUGAUUGGCCAACGCCAACGUCACGUACAGAUAAUAAUGCUCUGCAAAUGGAUUUAGUAGCAGAAUUACAUGAUGGUGGUUUUGAGCCGCAGACAAGAGCCAGAUCAAAUACAUGGCCAUGUCCAAGACCAGAAAAUUUCGUUGAUCCACCCGAUGAGUUGGAGAGCACAAAGGCUAGUAAUCAACAUUUGGCUGGAGAUUCACAACAAACUGUUCCUAAUGUGAGUGCCGCCAAAAAGAAUUCAUCGCGUCGUAAUGCCUGGGGCAAUUUAUCUUAUGCUGAUCUUAUAACACAUGCCAUUGGUUCUGCCACUGAUAAACGUUUGACCCUGAGCCAGAUCUAUGAAUGGAUGGUACAUAAUGUACCGUAUUUUAAGGACAAAGGUGAUUCGAAUAGUAGUGCGGGCUGGAAGAACUCAAUUAGACAUAAUCUCUCUUUACAUAAUCGUUUUAUGCGUGUUCAAAAUGAGGGCACUGGCAAAUCAUCCUGGUGGAUGUUGAAUCCUGAUGCUAAACAGGGUAAAUCAGUGCGUAGACGUGCUGCCUCAAUGGAAACGUCACGUUAUGAGAAACGUCGGGGGCGUGCCAAAAAACGUGUUGAAGCUUUGCGUCAAGCUGGUGUAACGGGUCUCAAUGAUAAUACCCCCUCGCCUAGCAGUAGUAUAAGUGAGGGUCUGGAUCAUUUUCCUGAAAGUCCUUUGCAUAGUGGUUUUCCCAUAUCGCCGGACUUUCGUCAACGUGCUUCAUCGAAUGCUAGUUCCUGUGGACGUUUAAGUCCAAGACAAAAUGUUGUUGGUUUGGAAUUUGAAUGGGGCUUUCCUUCUGAUUAUCAAAACUCAGCACCAGCUGCCACCAUGGAUAAAUUGGCUGGUUCAAUGGCUGAAGAAUUGACACUACAAAAGGAUCUAAUGCAACAACAACAACAGCAGCAGCAGCAACAACAACAGCAACAAGGAUUUAGUGCAGGCACGGGCAUGCCCACUCAACCACCACCACCAUAUCCUACCAAUACACAACAACAAACCUACACGCUUAAUGGACCCCUCUCACAGGGCUACAGCAACUUACCAACUCAACAGUGUAUGUUGCACCGUUCAUUAACCUGCACCUGUUUGCAUUCAACACGUGAGGGUCUCUCACCAAAUUCAGUAAAUACAAUGUCACCCGCCUAUCAAAAUAGUGAACCUUCAUCGGAUUCCUUAAAUACCUACACAAAUGUUGUCAUUGAUGGCCAAUCAGGGGUAACGUCCGAUAAUAGUGGUUCUAAUGUCUUAAUGGUACAACAGCAACAACAACAGCAGCAGCAACAGUUGCAGCAACAACAACAACAACAACAGACACAACAACUUAGCUCAAAUUUAGAAGAUAAUAAUUGCGCAUCAACUUUAAUAGGACAAUAUUUGGGUGCAUUGAAUAAUGAGCAGGCACCAAUUGACGAAUUUAAUAUUGAAAGUUUUCAAGGUGGUUUAGAGUGCAAUAUUGAAGAGUUAAUGCAACAAGAAAUUAGUAUUGAUGGUCUGCUAGACAUCAAUAUACCCUUGACAGCUGUGAACAGUAGUACAGUGAAUAAUAGUGUUUGUAAUACAGGACUAAUGGUUGCUGGUAGUACAACAACUACGGCUGCAUCAGCCUUAAAUACACAACAACAACAACUUAAUCAAUUGCAGGCACAAUUACAACAACAACAGCAGCAGCAACAACAACAACAGCAACAACAACAUCAUCAACAAUUGCCAUCAAUGCUUAACAACAAUAAUAAUACAACAACAAUGACAACUGGCUUAGAAUUGUCAACACAAGCACCGACAGCCAACCUCAACGCCAGAGUACAAUAUUCCCAACAGAAUGUGGUGACACCGCCCUCAUGGGUCCAUUGAUAUCAUCGGGUCGACUAUUAUUCCUUACAAUAGAAACACAUAAAAAACGGCAAAGAAACACACAGAUACAAUUAUAGUUUAAAGGCAAAAUUUACAGAGAAAUCUUUAAAAACUAAAAAUAUAAGAGAGAAAGUUUUAAUCCUGCAAUAAGGAUUUCAGAACAAGAUUAUACAUAUAAACAUAUUUAUUGGACGCCAAAAGAUCUAUAGUUAUCAAAUUAAAUAAUAUAAAAUAUAAUUUAAUUAAAUUUUAUAUUAUUUGAUAUAUUUUUUUAAAAGAAUUGUAUCAUAGAAAAAAAAGGAAUCAUAUUUUGCCAAAAUCCCUAACCAGGACAUCAGAAAACUACAACCUAUAAACUAAUUGUAUUAGGAAUAACACCGAAAACUACUGCUGCAAACAACCAACCAACCAACAAUCAUCAACUAUUUCUUAAUAAUUUCAAACAAAAUAAUAACCGUUAUUUUAAGGACAAUAGUGUAAAUAAACAACAACCAAUCUAAACUCAACAACUUUAAAAUUUUUGCAACGUUGAAAAAUUUAUAAACAAAACAAAGUUAUAUCUGGUCGCCUAAUAAUAUUUACAUAGAAUAAUUUAAAGAAAAUUAUAAAUAAACAACAAAUAAAAAUACAUAUUACAAUAAAUAAAUAAGAAACUUAUUAGUUGUUAAGUCUAUUAACAAGAAAUAGUAAAAAUUUAUAAACAAAACAUUUAAAAUUUAAAACAAAGAAAGAAAAAAAAACAA